AUGGCUGCGGUCGCACCCAUGGACCUGGUUGUGGCAGCCGAACCUGCCUCCAUCCCCCUCCGAUGCACGCUCUGUCCCAAGAAACCCAACUUCUCGGACCUAUCCCAUCUUCUCACUCACAUAUCUUCAAAGAGCCACCUUGCCCACCGUUUCAAGGCCGAACUCAAGGCACGCGACGACCGAGCCGCCCUAGAGGCGGUCCGGCAGUAUGACCUCUGGUGCGACCGGUAUGGUAUCAACGGUCUUCUGGCAGAGCGCAUGGCUGCAAAGGAGCAGAGAAAAACGGGCCGGAGAGUGAGAAAUUCAAAUGCGGCUAACAACAAGCCUGCUCUUGCUGCCGCUUCGGAACAGAACCUGGUCAAACCUGACCCUGAAGAGUUCGUUGCGCACUCACCAGCGCACUGGUCCACGGCGCGGGGGACAGUCCAGGAGGGGCACCAUGAGCGUUUCGACAGCUCGAACUACCCGACCUCAUCAUUGAAGCGGUCUCGGUCGGACCGCUCAGUGCCUUGGACUCCUGAGAACGAAACACGUUCCAGGUACCGUCGAAGAUGGCCUUCAGAGGCGGACACAACAGACAGUGCUCCUGCUUCCGAUUUUCUAUCUGAAAGCACCGAGUUUUGUGACGAGAAUGACACCAGCAAGCUGAAAGGAGUCAAGUAUCCCGGUAUGGGCCUCUUCGACUCGGCGGAUGAGGCUCAGAAGAGGAUGCGCAACCAGAGGAAAGAUGAUUCAGUUCUGAAACAGAUGGAGGAGACCUCGUCAGGAAUUGUGCCCAACGAAUUCGUAUGGGGAGAGGACGGCCAAUUCCAACGCAUUCGCGACAUCUACGCCAGCCCUUCAAUUGAGGGAAGCCCGGACCGCAAAUUCGAAGAUAGAGAUGCACCCAAACCGAAGCGAGGCCGUCGUUCCACUACGGCCGCGUCGGCGACUGCUACUUCGGGUCCGGCGCGCAGGCGGUCUUCGGCCAGACUUGCUCGGCAAGCGCCGUCACGAAACAAGCAUGCUCAGCAGGGUGACAAUAGCGAACUCUCUGUCUCCGUUGACAGCUAUGAUGUUUUUCGUGAUCCGCCGAAACUGAGUCCUGCUCGGACCGAGAGCUCUCCCGGAGGUUCUGGCUUCGACCUUCGCCGUCGUCCUGCCCUUCAGUCACUGAACUCGAAUAUGCCCUUGACAUCAGCAGGGCAGAAGCCCCACAAACUGGUUCCGUACGUCGCUGCUCGAGAGAAUGGGUCGCCUUUGUUUACUUCUCAGCCGCCUGUCCCUACUAGCAGCUAUUUUCAACAUCACCAUGUCAUGGGUGCUGGUACAUUCAACCCUUUAUACGUCCAAGGAAGAGGUAGCUUUUACAACCCUUACGGCUACUCGAACUUUGGCGCCGAUGCCAAGUCAUCAGCAACCAACUUUCAGGUAAUCAACAGCAUGAAUCUUGCAAGCAUGCCGUUCAACGCCUUCGGCGGCCCUUUUGCCUCAGAUUCGGCCCAUGAGCGCGUCGACCAAGACUUCGACCUCUGA
This is a messenger RNA of Thermothelomyces thermophilus ATCC 42464, 1515 nucleotides long. RefSeq lists its product as uncharacterized. The record is from RefSeq and is a predicted model, not a curated record. NCBI's taxonomy places the organism in Eukaryota, Fungi, Ascomycota, Sordariomycetes, Sordariales, Chaetomiaceae. The transcript is spliced from 5 exons. Bases 1 to 1515 code for a protein of 504 amino acids.